Molecule: messenger RNA, 4123 nt
Organism: Poecilia latipinna (sailfin molly)
Lineage: Eukaryota; Metazoa; Chordata; Actinopteri; Cyprinodontiformes; Poeciliidae
Gene: mapk11
Product: mitogen-activated protein kinase 11
Exons: 12
Coding region: 176-1261 (361 amino acids)
Biological process (GO): protein phosphorylation
Molecular function (GO): MAP kinase activity; ATP binding
Source: RefSeq, a predicted model, not a curated record
GAGACAGAGAGGCGCUGACUGACUGACUGACUGGCCGGGGAGCAGCAGCAGCAGUUCGGCUCGGCUCGGGCAACAGACGGCGGUCCAUAUCUACCUAUUUUCGGCUCUGCUCUCCCCCCUCCACCUCUCUUUUCUUUCCUUUCUUCCUUUUCUGAAGCCGGUUGAGAAAAAAAAAAUGUCAGCCAGACCGGGAUUCUACCGGCAGGAGCUGAACAAGACCGUAUGGGAGGUUCCGGAGCGGUACCAGAACCUGACGCCGGUGGGUUCUGGAGCCUACGGCACGGUGUGCUCGGCUUAUGACGUGGUCUCCAGGCAGAAGGUGGCGGUGAAGAAACUCUCCAGGCCCUUUCAGUCUCUGAUCCACAGCCGCCGCUCGUACCGCGAACUCCGGCUUCUCAAGCACAUGAAACACGAGAACGUCAUCGGGCUGCUGGACGUCUUCACGCCGGCGGGGACUCUAGAAGACUUCAACGAGCUCUACCUGGUGACCAACUUGAUGGGCGCAGACCUCAACAACAUCGUCAAGUUUCAGAGGCUGUCGGACGAGCAUGUGCAGUUCCUAAUUUACCAGCUGCUUCGCGGCCUGAAGUACAUCCAUUCAGCUGGACUGAUCCACCGGGACCUCAAGCCAAGUAACGUGGCCGUGAACGAAGACUGUGAGCUCAGGAUUCUUGACUUUGGACUGGCCAGACAGACGGACGAUGAGAUGACAGGAUAUGUGGCGACACGUUGGUACCGAGCACCAGAGAUCAUGCUGAACUGGAUGCACUACAACCAGAAUGUUGAUAUCUGGUCUGUGGGCUGUAUCAUGGGAGAAUUGCUGAAAGGAAAAGUUUUAUUCCCCGGCACUGACUAUAUCGACCAGCUGAAGAGAAUCAUGGAGGUGGUUGGCACUCCGACACCAGACCUGCUGAAGAAGAUCUGCUCCGAACACGCCCAGAAGUACAUCCAGUCUCUUCCCUUCAUGCCCCAACAAGACAUGGAAAAGAUCUUCAGGGGAGCAAACCCACUUGCCAUCGACCUGCUGAAGCGCAUGCUGGUUCUGGAUUGUGAUGAGCGGAUCUCGGCCAGCGAGGCCCUGGCCCACCCUUACUUCUCGCAGUACCACGACCCAGAUGACGAGCCGGAGGCUCCGCCUUACGACCAAACGCUGGAGAGCAAGGACCGGACUCUGGAGGAGUGGAAAGAGCUGGUGUUCGAAGAGGUGAGCAGCUUUAAGGCGUCGGGCAGUAAGACAGACAGCCUCCAGGUGGAGCAGUAAGGCCCCCUCUGCUCCACCGCCACCCAGACCAACAACCACACACUCACUGGAUGCAAAACAGACCGUGGAGAAAAGCAACAUUAAUUGUGUUUGAUUGUUUUUGACGUGGAAAGGGCAACGGCGGUCUCCAUGGGGACCAGACGCACAAACCGGCCGCAGGGAUCGUGAUUGGGAUGGUGUUAAAAAGGACAUCUCUGCAGCAGAAAGUCGCUUCCUGUUACAUUUUUGCUGACGGAUGGUGAAAUGAGAAACCGUUUGGGUGCCGAAAGGAUUGGUGGGGGGAGGAACUUUGGGUUGCAGAUUUGUGCGUACAGGCUGAGAGAACGGUAAAGACAAAAGUAUAAAUACGCACACUAGGAUUUCCAAAGCAACGUCAGGGACAUAUCACCCAUCAGUUCCAUGAACCUAGUGCUUUCAUUUAUGGGAUUCAUCUUUAACCUUCUGGAGUCCCUUGGUUUGGUUCGCCACCGAAUACGUUUAGAAAAUGACAGAGAAAUUUCAUGAAUCAACCAUUUUUUAAAAAUAUUAUUGCCAUUUAUAACUUCAAUUCUCAUCAUGUAAUAACAGUUAUAAAGGUUUGGGAAUUUUAACCCUUUAAAUGUCUAUUUUAGUAAUUAAAUUUCUAAUUUUUUUAAGGAAAAAAAACCCACACAGUCGUAUUUUUCCCCCAAAUCUGUUUAUGAAAUUGAUCGAUUUACACAACAAGAAAAUUAUGAAAGAAUUUCAACACCAGGGAGAAUAAAAACUAAACUCCAACUACACUCAGAUUUCAUUGGCAGUGUGUUCUAAACAUGGCGUUUGAAUGGUAGUCAAUGGCAACACAAAUAUUAGAAGGAACCCAGUUUGUGAUAUUUGAUUUAUCAAAAACUUUAAAGGUAAGGUGAUAAAGAUUUCACCUGGUCAUGUGUAACACAGGCUGCGGGUUUUCCUAAACAAAAUAAUAAUAAAAAAAAGCCCACAAAGAACAAGUAGAGGGACCCAGAAGGUUAAAGGUUAAAGGUUGCCUGCGUUACACUGAAGCAUGAUUUAUUCUCAUUUUACAGUCGUGUCUUAUAACCGGUACUGUAUUGUAAUCUCUCUAUGUUUAUAAUGCACAAUAGCAGAAUUUUCAACUUGUUCAGUCAAACAAACUACUGCUUCGUCUCUCCUGCCUAUUUACACCUGAACACCAACUGUGCUGUUAUUAGCAAGGUAAUGAAUAUAUGCCAAAGCUGGAAGAGUGUGACGGCGCUGCAGGUGUGUGUUUACUCUGGAACCUCGCUCUCAUACACGUCCUGCUGGCGGCUGAUUGUUGGUCACCUGUUAGCUUUGGCUGCUUUGCUAUCAUUACUGCCCGUUUGUGAGUUUACAUUGAUUAAUGUUAAAUUCUGCAAACAGCCUCAGUCCGUAUCUAUCCAAUAAAGUACAGGAGUCUCAUAUAAUGUGGGGAUCAAUCAAACAAUGCAACGUUCUGGCUGUUUAUGGCCACCAUAAAGCUCUGUUUGUGCCCUCCAUGUCUAAAAGAAGGUCUUAAAAGAAAAUAGAGGGUCAGGGUCAAAGCAUUGUCGACUUUGUUUAAAUCCGUUUCUGUCUUUCAUCCUUAGCGCAAUAUUUUUGCCCGACAUCAUCUGAUGCAAACCCUCAAUUGAAAUGCAUGAGACGCGUGUAUUCGGUGCAUGUGCACAUUGUCACAGCCCGUCGUCCGUGUCUUGCUGCACACUGGAGUUUUGUUUGGACCAUUUGUUCACAAAAACAAAUGGCUACACUGCAAUACGUGAGGUUUCUAAAGCAGGUGGAAGAUUACAAUAUUUUAGGGCCCUUCUAGAGUUUGCUAGGGAUGGGCUAGUGUGAGAUUCACCCUCUUCUACAUCAUAAACGUCAUAAAAAUACCACAGUGUCUCUCUGUUUAAAAUGUUCAAUAUAUAAACAAUGAUAUUUAGUAAGGAUUGAAACAAUAUGGAAACGUCCUAUAAUAGUGCGACGCAUCACAUUCACUGUCACAUAACCAAACAGAUCCCACAUGACCAACCUCCUGCUUCUGAAACACAAACAAGACGGAAAUAAAAUCAGUCAUUAAUAUCAACCCAGUUUCACUCAUCAGAUCAUGUUAAAAAUGAUCAACAUCAGCAUAUAAACCAAUAUAUAUUGUGGAUUCCUAAAUUUUGUCACCAGAAAUAAAAAUUCAUAUCAUUAUCUAGUUGUUACAUGUCAGCUAUCAAAGUACAAUCGAAAUACUUCAAACAAAAUAACAUGGCAUAUUGAUUAUUACAGUAGUAUAAUACAGCAUAUACUUAUUAUUUUUGGUAAACAGACUAUUUUCAAAAUGUAGAACAAAUAUGUGGUAAAUGAAUCAGAUGAGUCAGAUGGCCAGCCGGACAUCCUGCUUGUAAAUUUAUGACUAUUGUUUAAAAUAGUCCUAAAAAGAGUGAUGUCUGGUGCUGCCUUGCUUUCCACUCUGCAUACUUUUCUCUUCUAGUCUUUUGCACCUUUUUAUUAAUAGGAAAAAAGUUUGUUUGGUAUUUAUAAAAACAGGUUUACACCAUAAUGUCGAGAGAUCUACAGCCGCUUGUGUAAUUCUAAAUCAUGUUAAAAAAUCACUGUAGUUUAACAGCAUGCCUGUACUACCCCAACUAUCAACAACUGUAAGUAUUUCCAAAUUGCCAAAUGUGUUUUUUCUUGUAAAGUACAGUAGUUUUAUUUCAGCCAGCUGACCGAGCUGACUGAAAUAACACCACAUCUGAAUAAAACACCGUCUUUUCAUAUCAUUAUAAAAAACUUUAAAUCAGAAUGGGAGAAACUUUUAGCAGCUUGAAUAUGAAAUAUUUGAUAUACCUUGAUACCAGUAACUGGCCCAUGCCUAGAACAAAUCUUUGUUCAUUAAAA